Molecule: messenger RNA, 2889 nt
Organism: Belonocnema kinseyi
Lineage: Eukaryota; Metazoa; Arthropoda; Insecta; Hymenoptera; Cynipidae
Exons: 1
Source: RefSeq, a predicted model, not a curated record
UUGCCUCUGACACCAGAGGAAGCUCCUGCCGAUGGGGAGGCGGUGAUCCCCUGCGCUCAAGGUCGCAUCGUUGUUGAAUCAGCAAGACCGGCACAGCCGCAUUUUGCAACAUGUUCAACAUACCGCAGACACAUGAUACAUUCGAAUGGAACAGCACCUGCCGGAGGAAUAUCCUUGCCUGGAGAUCAGGGAAGGGGUGCCAUCUCCAAGAAGGCGGUACCGCAGAGUCCAGCAUCAAGGCCUGAUGACCUAGGCGUAACGCCUUGGUACUUUGAUGACUAUUCAAUGGACGUGCCGCCAGGACCCGGCGAUCAGAGCUCGUACCCCUCGCAUUAUUACAACGGGAGAGAAAACAUCAGGCCGGAACUCGCUUCAACAAGAAACAGCAGUAUGGAGAACGAUCAAUCCAGACCGUCAUCGACCUUGCCCAGGAAAGCUUGUAUGGACAUUAGAGACGCCAUCGCUCUCUUGGACGAGACUUGCCCCAACCCAGAAGCCAGUCCUUCCCUCACGCCUCGAACUCCCAGAACACCCUUGACACCUUACCCUCGAAAUAAACGCGCCCGAUCAAAGAGCAGCGACAACUCAUCAAACUACAGCAACGAACGCCUAAGUGAAAGGUCUGUCGAUAACCCGAAAUCUCACGAAAAGGAGAAAAAGAGACCCUUUCUGAGAAAGAUCGGAAUUUCCAAAACGGAGGAUCGACCUUUCUUAUACAAAUUUACUCCAAAAAUCAUUGGCAAGCCCUACUUGGAAAAGAUUGGUCCUAGCAGAGCAGUGGAAAAACCCUUUUUGGAUCAGAUCGGUUCGUCCAAGACCUUGGACAAGUUCAUAUUUGAUACACCCAAGAUAGAGCGCAAGAAGGAAAAUAUGGUUCCGAUAUUCACAACAUGUCUGGAGAAACAAAAAGAGCUUGCGAUGUCACGUGGAGAGACCAAGAGCUUCCCUGAAAGAAGGCGCUCUGGCAAAGCUUACUUGUCCAAGAUGUACUCUUUUGAAACCGAAGACCUCGAUGAAUCCCUUCCUUUAAAGAAUCAUCGCGAUCCUGUUCGUGUAGCGUCCUUGAACGAUGUUCUAGAUGCAGGACCCAGCAGUAUGCCUCACAUCGAAAUUCCUUGUAGUCAAAAUAACACGAAGUUGAAACCCAUAUCUACCAGCGCAGUGGAACUCGUUAAGUGCAGAGUGACAACGAGCGAGGAGAUUGUUUCAUCCACCACGUGCCUAAGUUCUCCUGCAGAAACCACGAGCUGGGAGUACUCACCCAGGCGGAAGCACUGGACCAAGAUGAUCUCAUCGACACCGAAGAUGUUGGUUCGAAGGAGGCCGGAUGGUCCUGAUUCCAAAGACGGCAUUCGAAGCGAUGAUAGUACACCCAACUCCCCGACCAAGAGGACUAUUUCCUCAGUUUCUCCUGAACUCCGAACCUACAAACAGGCGGAAGUUGCAUUUAUUAAAAGCCUUGAGUUCUCGCCCUCGAAGACGAGACGCCAAGGAUCAGAGGACAUACUAGACAAAAAGAAUAAUACACAUGCCCAGAUUGAGAGGUGGGGUAUCUCUUCAGACAAUCUCAACAUUUCCAGGGAAACUGUCGCGUCAUACGAACCUUCAUCCUUUUCUCUAGGACCUCAAAGUGAAGCCAACUCUCUGGAAUCUUCUAAACUAGCCGAGAGUGUAGGUAAAGAGACUUUCAAGCAGCUGCAAGAGAAAUUCAAGUUGCAAGGAGUACCAAAUGAGACCUAUGCCGCCUUCAAACAGAGAACUAAAGGUCAAUUCCCAACAGCGGUUGGACUUCGUAGAGUUAUCGCCAGGGAAAAGAUGAUUUCGCCUACUUACGAUAUCAGCAAUUCUCUAAAAUCUGAAAAGAUGAGAAGUGAAUCUCCAAAAAGGACUUUGGUGUCUGAGAGGUGUAAGUUGUCUGAAGCUUCUGGGGCAUCUGAAGAAGAGGCUGAGCCCCCUCCUGAAGAUAGCUUAAGGCUCCGUGUUCGGAGAGGAACGAUGAGAUCGGUAUUGAGGAAGCAGGAUGGAGUGGAUCAUCUGAGUGAUCAGGAAUCCGAUACCAACGCUUCCUUAAAACGCACAAAGGGAAAGAUCCUCCAUGAACCUUCUCAGGAGACUAUGGACCUUCUGACUGAGUUGCGCAAGGUCAAAAGUCUUUUGAAGACUCCAUCCAUGGAAAAGGAUUUCGAUCUAGAGAAACUGAAAGACGUGACAAAGCUGCCAAAGAAGGUUUUAUUAACUGACAAGGAAUUCUGCCUCUCUUUUGAGAGAGAAAACAGUAUUCGUAUACCUUCAAAAGUGAAUACAGUUGCAGUUCCUGCUGAUCAGUUAGAACCAAAAACCGAAACCCAAGACAUUAAGAAACAGAAUCGAAAACCAGUGGCUGCUCUUUUUGAGAAAAGGUGUAUGUCCCUCGACUUUGUUGAUGAUGAGCGACCUCCAAAACCGGAACCCAGAACGAUUUCUCUAGCUUCGGGUAGAGUUCUUCUUUCCGAAACGGAAGAGGUUCUAGACUCCUCUGAACUCGCUUUGAAUGGCGACUCGAAAAGCAUCUAUUCCGAUGUCUUCAACACUCCUGACGAGCUAGAGGAAAAGGUGAACAGCAUCAGCGUUUUGGAAUCAGAGCCUAAACCGAAGCCCAAUCAUUGUCUCGAGGUGGAUGUUGGGAAUACUCUCGACCAAAAGGGAAGUCAAAAGAAGAAGUUGCAGCCUCAGGGUCGAACGAGUGAUGCCUAUGAGAUUAUAUCGCCCAGGACAACACCCUUCAGAAUGAAAAAACGUUUGGGGCGGAUUUCAGUAGAAGAUACGAUGAAGCAGGAGAGUUUUACUUUAAACAAAACGGACUGUAAGUCGGUCAUCGUACAGAAGAAAACCAAGUGCUUCCCCUUAUAA